CACUUGUGUUGAAGGUUGAAGCCAGGAAGAGCCAGAAAAGAAGUGAAGAAGAAACAAAGCAGAAAAUUCUUCCAAAUACAGAAAACUAGCUCAUUCUUUCAACACGUCAAUUUUCUCAUGGAUUAUUUGAAAACUGUUGUCCCUUCUCAGCUCCUCUCCGAACGUGGCUCCAAUCUCGUCGUCAUCAACCCCGGCUCUGCAAAUAUAAGAGUAGGGUUAGCUAAGCAGGACUCUCCUUUCAUCGUUCCUCAUUGCAUUGCUCGCCGAACCACCCAAUUCUCCAAGUUAAAUGUUCAAGAUCAGUUGCUUAAUUCUCAACUUACCACAGCGCAGCACAUGGAGCGCGAAAAGGCUUAUGAUGUUAUUGCGUCAUUGUUGAAGAUACCUUUCCUUGAUGAAGAGGUUGCCAAUAGUUCUGUUCCACGGAAGAUGGGACGUGUUGAUGGAUAUAAUCUUCAGAAUACCAGGAAGGAUGUAGCCUUCACUUGGACUGAUAUACAUGUGAAGGACAUACAUUCAUCAGUGGCACCAGAAAGUUCAAUGGAUAAAAGUUUCAUAAAUGAGUCCUUGGUCCAACAUGAAGGUACUGAUUCAAAGGAACCUACUUUGACCAAACGCAAGUUCAGGGCGGUCAUAUGUGGUGAGGAAGCCCUAAGGAUAUCUCCCACUGAGCCAUAUUGCUUACGUCGUCCUAUUCGUAGAGGUCACCUAAAUAUUUCACAACAUUAUCCCAUGCAGCAGGUCCUUGAAGAUCUGCACGCUCUAUGGGACUGGAUUUUGUCAGACAAACUGCAUAUCUCUCACCAAGAAAGGAGCUUAUAUUCUGCUAUUCUUGUUGUGCCAGAAACAUUUGAUAAUCGUGAGAUAAAGGAGAUCUUAUCUAUUUUACUGCGAGACUUGUGCUUUAGCUCAGCAGUGGUACACCAGGAAGGCUUGGCAGCAGUUUUUGGGAAUGGUUUAUCAACGGCAUGUGUUGUAAAUAUGGGUGCGCAAGUGACAUCGGUCAUUUGCAUUGAGGAUGGAGUGGCUCUACCUAAUACAGAGAAGACUUUACCCUUUGGUGGAGAGGAUAUAUCAAGAUGUCUUCUUUGGACUCAGAGGCAUCAUCAGACAUGGCCACAAAUUCGUACCGACAUUUUGACAAAGCCUAUAGAUCUAUUGAUGCUGAACAGGCUAAAAGUGUCCUACUGUGAAAUUAAGGAGGGUGAACUUGAUGCUAUAGCUGUAGUUCAUUCUUAUGAGGAUGCAAUGCCUCCUGGAUCUCAUAAGACAAGGCUAACUGCUCUGAACGUUCCUCCUAUGGGUUUGUUCUACCCAACACUUUUGAUUCCUGAUUUGUAUCCUCCACCACCUCGUUCUUGGUUUCAUGACUAUGAAGAUAUGCUGGAAGAUACAUGGCAUGUUGAAUUCCCAAGAAGACCUGACAUGCCAGAUGGUCUAUAUCCUGGAAUUAAUGUUGGGUUACCAAUGUGGGAUAACUACCCAAUUUUUUCUAUGAAACCAAAGAAAGAAGAGAAGGUUGGCCUAGCAGAAGCCAUAACCAGUAGCAUUCUUUCAACUGGUCGCAUAGACCUGCAACGAAAAUUGUUUUGUAGCAUACAGUUGAUUGGUGGAGUGGCUUUGACUGGUGGGCUAAUUCCUGCUGUGGAGGAGAGAGUUUUACAUGCCAUUCCUUCAAAUGAAGCAAUCGAUACUGUUGAGGUUUUGCAAUCAAGAACGAAUCCAACUUUUGUGUCUUGGAAGGGCGGAGCCAUCCUUGGUGUUCUAGAUUUUGGUCGGGAUGCUUGGAUACAUCGAGAGGACUGGACCCGCAAUGGGAUUCACAUUGGGAGUGGCAGGAAAUACAAGGAUUCUUAUUUCCUUCAAGCACAGGCAAUGUGUUACAUCAAUUCCUAGAAUCUGGUAGAUAGGAGAGAAUUUGUCUAGGCAAUUUUCAUCUUCAAGCUUGAAGGACCAAGUAACUUGUUGACUGCACUUUGGGAUAGCAAAGCAAUUGUGCAUUAGGAUAGGUACAGCUGCAUGGCAGGUUUAUUUUUGUUUUUACACUCAUAUAUCCAUGGUUGUUUGAUGUGAUAAACCAGAAUCUUCAGCAGAAUCAAUACAAACUAGACUCUUAGAGUGCAUCAUCAAAUUUGUAUAGCAAGUAUGACUUGGGUUCAUUGUUAAUGGAGCUGCAACCGAGAUAAAUUUUCUUCUGAUUA
This is a messenger RNA of Theobroma cacao (cacao), 2201 nucleotides long. It is a transcript of the gene ARP9, whose product is annotated as actin-related protein 9. Lineage: Eukaryota; Viridiplantae; Streptophyta; Magnoliopsida; Malvales; Malvaceae. The record is from RefSeq and is a predicted model, not a curated record.